AUGGCAACGUCCGCACCAACACAUUGCCUCUUUGACGGCUGCUCCAACCCGACGCUGCCGGCGCGUGACAAGUGUCACUUUCACCGGUACCGCACCAAGUGCAGCGUUGCCGACUGCUUCAACCAGGUCUACGCGCGGCGGCUCUGCGUGAGCCACGGCGGCAAGAAGCUCUGCAUGCACCCGCAGUGCACAACGCCCGCUCGCAUCGGCGACUACUGUACCAAACACUCGACGCGCGGACCAGCCAUGUGCCAAUUCAGCGGCGGCUGCACGCACCCCGUCAGUGCCAGAGGCUUUUGCACGCUGCACGGCGGCGGCACGCCAUGCGCCGUCGACUGCUGCUUGAUGCCGGCGCGGGUCGGGCAGUUUUGCUGGAGCCACCGCAACCGAAUCAUGCCAAGUGCGGCAACAACGACGACGACGACGCCCGACAACUGCGACGCGCUCGCACUCAUGCUCGAUGAGUGGGCCUCGACCGACGGACCUCACUUGGAGCUCCAGGACAUUGACUUGGACGGCAUCUUGGACGACAUUAUCGCGUUUAGCAACGCGUCGCACACCGGACACGAUUGA
Saprolegnia diclina VS20 is the source of this 573-nucleotide messenger RNA. RefSeq lists its product as hypothetical. The transcript has a single exon. The record is from RefSeq and is a predicted model, not a curated record. Lineage: Eukaryota; Oomycota; Saprolegniomycetes; Saprolegniales; Saprolegniaceae. The coding region runs from base 1 to 573 and encodes 190 amino acids.